AGAGAUGCUGCUCGCCAUGGAUGUGAAGGAGAGAAAAAGAUUCCCGAAGAUCCUAUCCUUUCCCUGACAUAUCUGUGCCUCCUACGCCGCAGAAGAAACUCCCCAUCGGUAUUGAGAUGCAACAACAUGAUGCUCAGCGCGCCUUAUUGGCCCUGUUCGCCCUCUACCCUGUCCUGAUCGCAGCUGAGGACGCAAAGGCGAAUUCUGGAGAGUCAGACCCAGGCCAUGUUCAAGAUCCAAAUGCCGCUGGAGCAUCUGGGGACGACACGGGAGCCUUCUCUCUUUCCAAGGCCGGUCUGAUCGCUAUCAUUUGUGUGGUCAGCAUUGUUGUAGGACUCGGAGCAAUCUCCCUCACGCUCUGGUACAUUGCGAAGAAACGUCAAUGGGAAGUUCGUGCAUCAUUCAGACGCGUCUCGCGCCGUCUCACAGGUCGUCUCGAUGACUCCCGUUCGAAACGUCAAACUCGCCGCACGGGAGUCCGCAUGGCAUCACCGCCUUCAGAAAAGAAGCGGCACCCAAAUAAGGAGAUUGAUGUCGAGAAGGCCGAGGCUCUGAAGACGAAGGGGGGACAGAAGAAUGCAGGCACCUCUACAACAAUCACAAGUCAGUUCGAUGUUGAUACCCCGAGGACGAAGACUUGGAAAGAGAAAUUGUUUGGCGCCAAAUGACGGGAUUAUUCUGCGCAUUCACGGCGAAGGGGCAGACGAAUUUAGCUAACUCAUUCUGAUACAUGGCGGAGCUGUAGCUCACAUCGCCUUAUUACGAUUUUUCUUCAUUGUACAUGACUACGCAUUGCUCAUAUUUACGCAUCAUACUACAAGCAUGGCGGCGUCAUUUCGUAAAUAGGGCAGGAUACCAACGGAAUUGCAUUCAAA
Messenger RNA from Pseudovirgaria hyperparasitica, 875 nucleotides. RefSeq lists its product as uncharacterized. NCBI's taxonomy places the organism in Eukaryota, Fungi, Ascomycota, Dothideomycetes, Acrospermales, Acrospermaceae. The transcript is spliced from 2 exons. The record is from RefSeq and is a predicted model, not a curated record. The coding region runs from base 117 to 668 and encodes 183 amino acids.